AUUUUCUAUAACAUUUUGAUUUUUACAAAAAAAUAUACAUAUUAAAGGUUAUCGUUAUACAAAUAAUGCAUGUUAUUAUUUUAUCUUUGUAAAAUAAUGAGUUAUUGUCUCCCCUUGAAAUAAUUAUGGUAUAAUUAAAGUAUUCAUACUACUUGAAUUGUAUCGAAUUGUAACGGUUCAAAAUCAUGUCAGAUACUAACGGUAUUUGUAACCUUUCGAGAUUUCUCGAUAUAACAUUCUGAAGCGCGUACCCCUAUUUGUAUACUAAAAUCAUUCUCCAAACAUCCGUAGCUACUUCGCAAAUUUUAAAAAUUUGCUUCAAUAUGGGUCGAAGAAAAAGUAAACGACAAGCUCCGCAAAAGAAAAAAGUUAUCGAACCUCUGGACGUACAAUUUACAUGCCCAUUUUGUAACCAUGAAAAAUCAUGCGAAGUCAAAAUGGAGAAGAAUAAAAAUACAGCAAGAAUUGUUUGUCGAGUUUGUUUAGAAGAUUAUCAAACUAGUAUUAAUAUAUUAUCAGAACCAGUUGAUGUGUAUAACGAUUGGAUCGAUGCCUGCGAUGCUAUUAAUUAAUCUUUUUCAUUGUUUAAUUCAAUGAAAGUUAUGUGCCUUUUUUUAUCAUAUAAGUGACUUAUUGAAUUUAUAUUUCAUAUCACAGUUUAUUUUAAUUACAGGAUGUAACUUUGACCAAAAUAUUGUAAAUAAUGUUUAUUUCGUCGGUAUAAAUGAUUGAAAAAUAAACUUAUAUUUCUGACUGAAUAAGAAUAAGAUUAUUCAUCUAGGAAAACAGAAUUUCAAGUUAUUUAAAUAUAUAUACAUAUGUGUAUGCUGGAUAUAUUAUACAUGUAUGUAUAGAUCAUACUAUUAUAUGAUUAAUUUUUUGGUUUGUUCGAU
Osmia bicornis bicornis is the source of this 893-nucleotide messenger RNA. RefSeq names its product transcription elongation factor 1 homolog. The transcript has 3 exons. The record is from RefSeq and is a predicted model, not a curated record. Gene Ontology annotation, cellular component: transcription elongation factor complex. Lineage: Eukaryota; Metazoa; Arthropoda; Insecta; Hymenoptera; Megachilidae. Gene Ontology annotation, biological process: transcription elongation by RNA polymerase II. Bases 324 to 572 code for a protein of 82 amino acids. Gene Ontology annotation, molecular function: RNA polymerase II complex binding.